AUGUGUUACUACGGCAGCUACUAUGGAGGCCUGGGUUAUGGCUAUGGAGGCCUGGGCUAUGGCUAUGGUGGCCUGGGCUAUGGCUAUGGAGGCCUGGGCUAUGGCUAUGGCUGUGGCUGUGGCUAUGGCUGUGGCUAUGGUGGCUAUGGUUAUGGCUGCUGUCGCCCACUGUGUUGUCGAAGAUACUGCUCCUAUGGCUUCUAUUGA
Messenger RNA from Mus musculus (house mouse), 207 nucleotides. RefSeq names its product predicted gene, 33888. The transcript has a single exon. The record is from RefSeq and is a predicted model, not a curated record. Bases 1 to 207 code for a protein of 68 amino acids. NCBI's taxonomy places the organism in Eukaryota, Metazoa, Chordata, Mammalia, Rodentia, Muridae.